Poecile atricapillus (Black-capped chickadee) is the source of this 2278-nucleotide messenger RNA. RefSeq names its product galactokinase 1 (gene GALK1). NCBI's taxonomy places the organism in Eukaryota, Metazoa, Chordata, Aves, Passeriformes, Paridae. The record is from RefSeq and is a predicted model, not a curated record. The coding region runs from base 66 to 1244 and encodes 392 amino acids. The transcript has 8 exons. Gene Ontology annotation, molecular function: ATP binding; galactokinase activity. Gene Ontology annotation, cellular component: cytosol; cytoplasm. Gene Ontology annotation, biological process: galactose metabolic process; carbohydrate phosphorylation.
AUCGGGGGCGGUGCAGAACCCACCGGGGGCGGUGCAGAACCCAUCGGGGGCGGUGCAGCUCGGCCAUGGCGGAGCCGGUGGGUCCCGGUUCGUCCCCGCUGCUGGCGGCCGCUCGCCGGGCGCACGAAGCGGCUUUCGGGGGUGCGGCGGUGCUGGCAGCGUGGGCCCCCGGCCGGGUCAACCUCAUCGGAGAGCACACCGACUACAACGGCGGCUUCGUGCUGCCCAUGGCCCUGCAGCUGGGGACGGUGCUGGUGGGAUCCCCCACGCAGGACGGGACCAUCUCCAUCAUCACCACCUCGGCAGAGGCGGACGAGCCCCACCGGGUGCAGUUCCCGGCUCCUGGUCCCGGCAGCUCCCUGAGCCCGGGGCUGCCUCGCUGGGCCAACUACGUCAAGGGGGUCAUCCAACACUACCGGGGUGGUCCCGUGCCAGGCUUCAGCGCGGUCAUGGCCAGUGAUAUCCCCCUGGGCGGGGGCCUCUCCAGCUCGGCUGCUCUGGAGGUGGCUACGUACACCUUCCUCCAGCAGCUCUGCCCUGAUGAUGGGGAUUUGGUAGCCAAGGCUCUGGCCUGCCAGAAAGCAGAGCACUCGUUUGCUGGGAUGCCCUGUGGGAUCAUGGACCAGUUCAUAUCCGUGAUGGGCAAGGAAGGCCACGCACUGCUCAUCGACUGCAGGUCCCUGGAGACCGUCCUUGUCCCCCUGAGCGAUGCCAGCCUGGCCGUGCUCAUCACCAACUCCCAGGUGCGGCACACGCUGUCGGGCAGCGAGUACCCAACGCGCCGGCGGCAGUGCGAGGAGGCGGCAGCGGCGCUCGGCAAGGCCAGCCUGAGGGAUGCCACCCUGGCCGAGCUGGAAGAGGCCAGGAGCCGGCUGGGGGACGAGGUGUUCCGGCGGGCCAGGCACGUCAUCGGCGAGAUAGCCCGGACAGCGCAGGCAGCGCAGGCACUGCAGCACAGGGACUACAGAACGUUCGGGAGGCUGAUGGUGGAGAGCCACAACUCCCUCAGGGAUGACUAUGAAGUGAGCUGCCCAGAGCUGGACGAGCUGGUGGCAGCAGCGCUGGAAGUCGAUGGGGUUUAUGGCAGCAGGAUGACCGGGGGAGGCUUUGGUGGCUGCACGGUGACGCUGCUGGAAGCUGGGGCUGCAGAGAGAGCCCAGCAGCACAUCCAGGAGAAAUACAGUGGCACAGCCACCUUCUACCUCACCAAGCCCUCAGAUGGUGCAAAGGCCCUGGCCCUGUAGAGGAGAGACCCCCUCACCUGGGACCCUUGGGCUGGCACUGCCUCCCUCCCCAAAGGGAUCCAUUUGUCCAUCUGCAUCAUUUGCCUAAUAAAAACAAAACAUUUGCACAGUGCCCAUGGUAGCUAAAAUCACUUGGGACCCUUCCUCAGAGGAUAUUGCUUUAGCUCCAGUUUGCAGUGGUGUAAGGAGCCCUUAGCAGGGCUGUGGAGUCCAGGAGAGCUGCAGUAGAUGGCAGUGGAGGAGCAGCUGGCACUGACACCUGGCAGAAAUUCCUGCUUGGGAAUUUCCCUCUGGCCCCUGCCCUGCAUCUACUGCAGCUGGAGGGUAGUGAGGGGGAAGGGAUUUUUUAGUUUACUUUAUAAAAAAAAAACCAAAAAACAACAACAAACAGGCAGAAUACAGAGAAAAUAUUUAUUGAGUGCAAGAGGAAGCCAACUGAUCAAAGACCUGCUCUGGAUCCAGCUUGGAAAGGCUGAAACAGCACCAGCUCCAACAAGCAGAUGAAAUUAAAGACAGGCCUGGGUUAGUGCAUGGGGAAGGCCUGACUCCCUGGAGAGCAGCUGAAGGGCCAUGCUCUGCUCUUGGAGAACGAGAUCAUCUUUGGUUAAAAUGCUUGGGGAAGUCCCUGUUUAGGCAGUUCUCAAUAUUUGACCCUGGACCACAAAGCCCAGGGAAAGGGUCACAGAGUCCUUGUGCAGGAAGAGAGAAAAUCCCAACCCCAGGCAAGAAGGGAGCAGGGAGGAAGGCAGCCUUGCUCAGGAGAAAUAAGUGCUUCUUGAAGGCACAGUAAAACCUCAGGGCUGGUGAAGAAUCCCUUCCUUGAGCCAAGUUCACAACUGACCUAGCUCCAUCUGCAGUCAUAGAGACUCCUGUGGACUUGGUUCACACACAUCCAUCUUUGGCUGAAAGAUGUACAACCCUUUCCCCAGUGAAAUAAAAAGCCUGAAGAGGAGAGGGAAUUGUUGGUAGUGAGCUCUUCUUCAGAGUCCAAAAGAAAAAAGGAAAUAAAAAAAGAAAUAAUAAUAAAAAUAAAA